Molecule: messenger RNA, 998 nt
Organism: Tripterygium wilfordii
Lineage: Eukaryota; Viridiplantae; Streptophyta; Magnoliopsida; Celastrales; Celastraceae
Product: 60S ribosomal protein L13a-4
Exons: 4
Coding region: 140-760 (206 amino acids)
Biological process (GO): translation; negative regulation of translation
Cellular component (GO): cytosolic large ribosomal subunit; ribosome
Molecular function (GO): structural constituent of ribosome; mRNA binding
Source: RefSeq, a predicted model, not a curated record
ACCCGUCGCUUGCUAUCCUCAGAAACCCUAGCCCCCAUUGUUAUAUAUACUUUUUGAGCCUCCAUUAUAUACUCUCCGUGGCUUGCAAAAACGAAGGCAGUCCCUCGCGGCGGGAGAGAGAGCGGAGAGAGGAACGAAGAUGGUGUCGGGAUCUGGGAUCUGCGCUAAAGUAGUCGUGGUAGAUGCAAGAAACCACAUGCUGGGACGAUUAGCGAGCAUCGUGUCGAAAGAGUUGUUGAAUGGACAGAAGGUGGUGGUUGUGAGAUGCGAGGAAAUUUGCAUGUCCGGUGGACUUGUAAGGCAGAAGAUGAAGUACUUGCGAUUCCUUCGCAAACGUAUGAAUACCAAGCCCUCUCAUGGCCCCAUCCACUUCCGUGCCCCUUCAAAGAUCUUCUGGCGCACCAUCCGCGGAAUGAUUCCACACAAGACUAAGCGUGGAGAGGCUGCACUUGCCCGAUUGAAGGCCUAUGAGGGUGUCCCUCCUCCAUAUGACAAGAUUAAGAAGAUGGUCAUUCCUGAUGCUCUGAAGGUAUUGAGGCUUCAGAAAGGUCACAAGUACUGCUUGUUGGGACGGCUGUCGUCUGAGGUCGGAUGGAACCAUUAUGACACCAUCAGGGAUUUGGAGAACAAGAGAAAAGAGAGGGCGAAGGUUGCAUAUGACAGGAAGAAGCAGCUGAACAAACUUAGGGUGAAGGCUGAGAAGGCUGCAGAGGAGAAGCUUGGUUCACAACUGGAUAUACUUGCCCCUGUCAAGUAUUGAAUUUUGUUGAGGAUUAAGCCAUAGUGAAUCUUUUUAAGUUACUUUAUUUUCAAAGCUUAGAAUAUGAGUAUCUGGUGAGACAUAAGAACAGUUGUGCUCCUUUUGGGUGUAGUAUGAUUUGGUUAUUCUUAUUGUUUUUGUUAUUGACUGAUGUGCUCACUUCAUAGAAUUUCUGUGCCUCCAUGAGAUUGUGUCUAGUUACACCUUUUUGUGAAUUCAGAGCUGCUAUUUUUAAUAG